CCCGAUACCACGCCAGCUGAUUCUUGGCCAUGGGACCUUUUGCUUGGAACCGAUGCCACACCGACGGAAACAGAACCUUUGCUGGUCGAGUCCACUCCAUGGUGUCGUUACCAAUCACACGCACACGGAAAAUACCCUGACCGGCCUUCUCGGGUGUUAGUUAAUGCACAACAAUGGGUUGGCAAAGACCUUCCGAACCGGCAAUCCCGACCGUUUGGUACACAUUCCAAGCACCGGACCCGGACAACGGUGACCAGUUGGCUAACUACCGAGUGGAAGAUCUGACCGAGGAUCGCUACGAGGACACCAUCCGGCACUAUACCAACAACUUCGUCGACGAUGAGCCGCUUUGCGAGAACAAGCAAUUAUCGCAGGAUGAGCAGUCCCUGGCGGAGAUUACGUUCUUCUGGCGCUGGUGCUUCGAAAAACGGAUGACGAUCGUUUGCUACAAGGAGGGCUCGAACGAGAUUGUCGGAGCGAAUCUGUUGAACGUGAAACACGUUGAUGAUAAAGAAAAGUGGGAUAUGGUUAAGAGUAAAAAGAUUGUGGACCUUUUGCUGACAAACGAAUACAUGACGGACCAGUUCAACAUUUUCCAGAACUAUGGCGUUGAUCGAUAUUUGACGGCGUACGGGUUGGCUAUUAACCAUCGCUAUCGAGGUCGGGGGAUAGCCACAGAAAUUCUGAGAGCAAGGAUUCCACUUUGCCGGGCGUUUGGAAUCCAAGUAACGGCCACCAAUUUCACUGCCAUUGGAUCACAGAAAGCGGCCGCAAAGAUUGGAUUCAAAAACGAUUUCGAAGUGACGUAUGACGAUUUUGCCAAAAUGGGACCAAGCUACAGCUUUCCGGGCAUCAAAUCAAAAAGCUUGAAGCUGAUGAGUCUGAAGAUUGAAUGAAUUCGGUGAUAAUGAAAGAUAAGCAACAUCCUUAUAAGGUAGAAUAACUACCGCGUGAUGCUUUGAUAAGAUAUCGUGUGGUUCGUUACCUUUGACUCCGAUGCCAGAUAAGAUUGGUAAAUAAAACGUGUUUCGCCUGAGCCCGUCCAAAGGGUGGCAUUUAA
This is a messenger RNA of Armigeres subalbatus, 1060 nucleotides long. RefSeq lists its product as uncharacterized. Gene Ontology annotation, molecular function: N-acetyltransferase activity. The coding region runs from base 174 to 896 and encodes 240 amino acids. The transcript has 4 exons. The record is from RefSeq and is a predicted model, not a curated record. Lineage: Eukaryota; Metazoa; Arthropoda; Insecta; Diptera; Culicidae.